AUGCGGCUGAAGUGGCCGUCGGUAGACUACUGCAAGAAUGUCGUUAUGGCUCACAAUCCUCGAAUAUCCGACCAUGAAUUUUCCCAGUUAGGAGUGCCCUCUACACAAGCAUACUUCCUGCAACAUUUUGCCAAAAACAUCUCGCGUAUUGCCUUGGCCAUGGACUACGAUGGCAACGGAUACCGGAGACUUCUCAAAGCUGCCAUAAAUGAUGAGCUUUUGCUCCAAAGUAUCCUUGCCGUCACUAUAUCGCAUCACUCGAGAUGGCAACAACAAUCAUCUUUAGAUGAAAGUCGCGUCCAUCAUCACCAAGCACUUAUCCAGCUGCGAAAUAGGUUGCAGGAUCCGGUCAUGGCCUGCAGCGAAAAUACACUGGCAGCAAUGAUGUUUCUAAUAUCUUAUGAGGUUUUCAACGGAUCAAAUAGGUGGAGGCGUCAUCAUGCGGGCGUCAUGGCUUGGAUACAAACAUUCGGGCAUACAACAGUUGUUGAUUCUUUCCUAAAGACAUGGUUCAGUAUGAUCAAUACACAAUCGGCACUCAAUGCUGGUGUGGCAAUUUUGCCACAAGUGGAGGCAUGGUUGAGCAGACCAUCAUCUAUCACACAACGAACGCCAGCCAUUGACUCAUUCUUUGGAUGUUCUACUGAUCUUCCAAAUCUCAUGUUGAAAGCCGCUCGCUUAUACAGCACCAUGCGCAGCACCGAGCGAACCGAUGCGCCAUUACCAGAACGCCUUUGGCUUCAAUUGGAGCAGCUACAAGCCGAACUUGCAGCAAUAAAGAUUGAUUUAAAUGACACUCCUCCAUUUUCCUUGGCAUGUGACAACACCGAUCCAAGGCUAUCACCAAUUCAAUAUCUCACGAAUCAGGAAAUAGCCACACGAGCAACGGCAGUAGCUGAAAUAUUUCGACAUGCCACAUUAGUCUACACCAUUCGAACUAUGCACGCCCCAGCAGCUAUUCAGCACCCUGAGAUUCUAAAGUCAGUUGAGAUCGUCGUUCAACUCUUGCCACAAGUGCCCGACGUGGUUGGUCCAGGUUCAAAUUUGGGCUGGGCAUUCGUGGUAAUUGGCGCCGAGCUCGACGCGAUCGAGCAGCGAGAGUAUUUCAGGGGUCGUUUGCAUAGUCUGCGCUCUUUGGCAAUACAGAAUGUCGCAUCUGGUGAACUUAUUCUAGAAGAAGUCUGGCGGAAUAGAGAUGCGGCGCGGCUUGAGGAAGCCAAGUAUCGACGAUGGCAAGAGGUUAUGCAAGACUUGGAGGUGGAACAAAUUCUGAUCUAG
Molecule: messenger RNA, 1278 nt
Organism: Penicillium longicatenatum
Lineage: Eukaryota; Fungi; Ascomycota; Eurotiomycetes; Eurotiales; Aspergillaceae
Product: fungal specific transcription factor domain-containing protein
Exons: 3
Coding region: 1-1278 (425 amino acids)
Biological process (GO): positive regulation of transcription by RNA polymerase II
Cellular component (GO): nucleus
Molecular function (GO): transcription cis-regulatory region binding; DNA-binding transcription factor activity
Source: RefSeq, a predicted model, not a curated record